Molecule: messenger RNA, 2806 nt
Organism: Echinops telfairi (small Madagascar hedgehog)
Lineage: Eukaryota; Metazoa; Chordata; Mammalia; Afrosoricida; Tenrecidae
Gene: TAP1
Product: transporter 1, ATP binding cassette subfamily B member
Exons: 11
Coding region: 191-2440 (749 amino acids)
Biological process (GO): transmembrane transport; peptide transport
Cellular component (GO): membrane
Molecular function (GO): ATP hydrolysis activity; ATP binding; ABC-type oligopeptide transporter activity
Source: RefSeq, a predicted model, not a curated record
CCACCGCUUUCGAUUUCUCUUUCCUCUAAACGGCUGCGCUUCUGCUCAGCGCGUCCCGGCUCCCCCGGGGCUUUCCGCGGUCCCCGCCCCGACGCCGGCCCCCGCGCCCUGGGCACACACAGGGACCAGGCUCAGCAGUCCACCCAACCGGACAGCCCAGAGUCCAGGCCGGGCCGGCGCUCACUUGCCCAUGGCUGACCCAGGGCGCCCCGCUCCCGGCAGAUACCUCUGCCUCCCCGGAGCUGAUGGCGCGUGGCUGGGGGCGACGCUGCUGCUGCUGCUGCUCGUGGACUGGGUGCUGGUCACCAGCGCGCUGCCCGGGCUAGUCUUUCUCCUGGUGCCCCCGGCGCUGCCGCUGCUCCGGCUCUGUGUGGUGGGCCUGGGCCGCUGGGCCGUGCUGUGGCUGGGGGUCCGCGGGGUCCUCGGGGUCUCCGCUGGCUCCAAGGGGGAAAGCGCACGAGGCCAGCGCUGGCUGACCCUUUUGGAGCCGCUGGCGGCGACGCUGGGCUUGGCCCUGCCGGGACUUGCCUUGUUCCGAGAGCUGGGCUCGUGGGCCGUCUCCAAGGACAGUGCUAGCCCCAGACUGCUGUAUUGGGCAAGUUGCCCCGACGCCUUCGUCCUCAGCUAUGCAGGCGCCCUGCCUGCCGCUGUCCUGUGGUGCAGCCUUGAGAGACGGGGGGCUCCUGGCGACCAGAAAAACUCUGGAUCCUUGCUGAAACUACUGCUGCGCUGCGUGGCCCCCGACAUUCGCCGCUACCCGUUUGUUCUGGCCCUGCUGAUCUUGUCCUGCGUCGGGGAAAUGGCCAUUCCAUUCUUCACUGGCCGCAUCACUGACUGGAUUCUACAGGAUGGGACAACGGCUGGCUUCACCCAAAACAUAACCAUCAUGUCUCUCCUCACCAUAGCCAGUGCCGUACUGGAGUUCUUGGGCGAUGGAAUCUACAACCAGACCAUGGGCCACAUGCACUGCCGCUUGCAGGGAGACGUGUUUCAGGCUGUCCUUCGCCAAGAGACAGCGUUUUUCCAACAGAACCAAACAGGUUCCAUCACAUCUCGGGUAACCAAGGACACAUCCACCCUGAGUGAGUCUCUGAGUGACGAGCUGAACCUGCUGAUGUGGUACCUGGUUCGGGGGCUGUGUCUCCUGGGGCUCAUGCUCUGGGGAUCACAGUCCCUCACCAUGGUCACCCUGGUCGCCCUGCCUCUGCUUUUCCUUUUGCCAAAGAAGCUGGGAAAAUGGCAGGAGUCGCUGACAGUCAGGGUGCAGAAAUCUCUGGCAGAUGCGAGCCAGGUCGCCAUUGAAGUCCUGUCAGCUAUGCCUACGGUGCGGAGCUUUGCUAACGAGGAGGGGGAGAGCCGGAGGUUCAGACAAAAGCUGCAGGAAAUGAAGACUCUCAGUCAGCAAGAAGCACUGGCCUAUACAGUCAAGACGUGGACCACCACUAUCUCGGGGAUGUUGCUGAAGGUGGGAAUCCUAUACAUUGGAGGGCAGCUGGUGAUGAGCCGGGCCGUGAGCAGUGGGAACCUCGUUUCAUUCAUUCUCUACCAGAUCCAGUUCAGCACAGCUGUUGAGGUUGUGCUCAUGCACUAUCCCAGUAUACAGAAGGCUGUGGGCUCCUCCGAGAAAAUAUUUGAAUACCUGGACCGGAUCCCUUGCUGUCCAGCCAGUGGUCCUUUGACUCCCUCCGACUUGCAAGGCCGUGUCCAUUUCCAAGAUGUCACCUUUGCCUACCCAACCCAGCCGGAUGUCCCAGUGCUGAAGGGGCUGACGUUUACCAUUGGUCCUGGUGAGGUGACUGCGCUGAUUGGGCCCAACGGGUCUGGGAAGAGCACCGUGGCCGCCCUGCUGCAGAAUCUGUACCAGCCCAGCGGGGGCCAGGUGCUGCUGGAUGGGGAGCCCCUCUCCCAGUACGAGCACCACUACCUGCACAGAGAGGUGGCUGCAGUGGGACAAGAGCCGCAGCUCUUUGGGAGAAGCAUUCGAGGAAACAUCGCCUAUGGCAUGACCCAGGAGCCAGACAUGGAGGAAAUCAUAGCAGCUGCGAAGGAGUCGGGAGCCCAUCACUUCAUCUCCGGACUCCCUCAGGGCUACAACACAGAGGUAGGCGAGGGUGGGGGCCAGCUAUCAGGGGGUCAACGACAGGCAGUGGCAUUGGCCCGAGCACUGAUCCGGAAGCCACAUGUACUCAUCCUGGAUGAUGCCACCAGUGCCCUGGAUGCAGACAGCCAGUCACGGGUGGAGCAGCUCCUGUACAAAAAUCCCCAACGGUGCUCUCGGGCAGUGCUCCUUAUUACUCAGGGUCUGCAUUUGGUAAAGCAGGCCGACCGAAUCCUCUUUCUGGAAGGGGGCACCAUCCGUGAGGCGGGAACCCACCAGGAGCUCCUGGAGAACAAAGGACACUACUGGGCCAUGCUGGAGGGAGCAGGCGCCCCAGAAUGAGAGACUCCCUGGACUGGUACAAUUCAUCCUCCUGGCAGAGAAGAGGUUACCUGCUGCUUUUAGAAGGGGUUACAUUUGAUGAUGCUUGAAAUCCUGCCACGAGUGCUCCUUUACCGUUCUCUCCAGGAACCGCUUGGUGGCCCUGAUGGUUUCCUGCUCCAGCGGCAGAGUUUAUACAUCCUCCAUGUCACUGGGCUUAAUGCUGGGGCUUCGCUGUGCACAGGUCUCUGAAAUUGAGGGGAAAUACCCAGCAGGUACAGAAAGGGAAGCCAGCUCCUUCCUAAUAUGACCAAAGGCAUUAGGUUGGUCUGUACGUGAUGUAUGGGGUCUUGUUAUGUAUAAUAAAAGGCGUGUUUUUGUACUGUG